AUGCUGGAAUGGCUUAAAAAAAUUAAUUCUGGAUCAAAUCCUGAAUUAGAUAGCACCUACCUGUUCAGCACUCCAUUGAUUCCAGUUGUACUUUUGUCGAGUUACGCAGCAUUCGUGCUGCAUUUCGGCCCAAAAUGGAUGAAAAAUCGCGCGCCAAUGAAUUUGCGGCACAUCAUUGUCGUUUACAAUUUGGUUCAAGUGCUUUACAACGCAUGGAUGGCUAUCCAAUUUUCGCUCGUGAGAACUACGUGGACCGUCGAAAAGAAUUUGGGAUGUGUCGUCAACCUGGAACCCAGCGACAACGCACUGUUUCGGCAGCAACACGCUUACGGAUUCUGGCAUUUUGCAGUCAACAAAAUCCUGGAUUUAUUUGACACGGUUUUCUUUGUGCUCACCAAGAAGCAAAAUCACGUGACUUUUUUGCAUGUGCAUCAUCAUAUCGUUAUGGUCAUGAACACGUGGUUCUUUGGCAAAUACGCGAUGACGAGCGAAGGCAACUUUAUGGCUUAUUGCAACAUGAUUGUUCAUGCCAUCAUGUACUUUUACUACUUUCUCGCUGCUUUGGGACCCAAAUACCAAAAAUACCUUUGGUGGAAACGGUACAUGACUCAGAUUCAAAUAACGCAAUUUGUGGCGAUUAUUAUCUUUAAUAUGAUUGCGAUGUACAGAUGCGGCGAAAAUUACAAUUAUCUUCUGCAUUAUGUCAUUGUCGGCGAAGCGAUGGUCAAUUUUUGUUUGUUUGCGAGAUUUUACGCAAAAUCGUAUAAAAAUGCGGAUAAGAAAAUGUCAAAAAAAGAUUAG
This is a messenger RNA of Culicoides brevitarsis, 801 nucleotides long. Its product is annotated as very long chain fatty acid elongase 7-like. Gene Ontology annotation, cellular component: endoplasmic reticulum membrane. Gene Ontology annotation, molecular function: fatty acid elongase activity. The coding region runs from base 1 to 801 and encodes 266 amino acids. The transcript has 2 exons. The record is from RefSeq and is a predicted model, not a curated record. Gene Ontology annotation, biological process: fatty acid elongation, polyunsaturated fatty acid; fatty acid elongation, monounsaturated fatty acid; fatty acid elongation, saturated fatty acid. Lineage: Eukaryota; Metazoa; Arthropoda; Insecta; Diptera; Ceratopogonidae.